Messenger RNA from Andrographis paniculata, 3817 nucleotides. RefSeq lists its product as uncharacterized. Bases 526 to 3333 code for a protein of 935 amino acids. The transcript has a single exon. NCBI's taxonomy places the organism in Eukaryota, Viridiplantae, Streptophyta, Magnoliopsida, Lamiales, Acanthaceae. The record is from RefSeq and is a predicted model, not a curated record.
UGCAAAGGCCCUACUCAAAUAAAACAGAAAGCACACAAGUAUGCAUGUGAUUUCCUUCUCUCAACCUCUCUGUUCAUUGUUGAUUCUUGAACAAUGGAAAGCGAGCCUUUGAAUUGAGACUUCUCCAAUCGCCAGUCGAGUCAUACUCGUAAACGCUCGCUUGCUUGUCGUCAUCUGAGAUGAAAAGUCGACUCCGGGGAUUCCUGCAGCACAAUUGACUUUCUAUUUCUUCAAAUCGCACUUAUGCCCAAUUCAAAACCUAUGGCUGUGUGUUUUGAAUGUUCGUCUAAACCUUGUGUCUGUAUUUUCCCUCCUCAAGCUUAGGGCUUUAUCUUUUGCAAAGCAAAGUUUUAUUCUGGAAGAAGCUUUUUCGGUAAAAGAUUCCUGUUGCUUUUGGGGAUUUAGGGUUUUGAACUGUACCUCCUAUAUUUGGGGUUGGUUGUUAAAUUGGUUGAACCCAAUUAAACCAGCAGUCUGCUCUGAUUGUACGCACUUGCGAGGAAGAAAUUCAAAAGGAGAGCGUUAAUGCAUCUAUCUCUAUGGAAACCAUUGUCUCACUGUGCUGCUCUGAUCCUGGACAAGAAGAGCAGACGAAGAGACGGUUCCGACGAAGAAAGUAAGGCCAAUCCUUCAAUUCUGAGGAAAUUGCAAGAGCAUAAGCUGAGGGAGGCUCUUGAGGAAGCAUCUGAAGAUGGGUCUCUUGUUAAGUCCCAGGAUAUGGAUUCCGAGGCCUUGGCGAAUCAAGAUGAGGGCUUGGGCAGAUCACGGUCGCUGGCGCGGCUGAAUGCACAGAAGGAAUUCCUCACGGCGACGGCUCUAGCGACGGAGCGUACAUUUCAGUCCAGCGACUCCAUACCGCAGCUUGACGAGGCAUUCUCGAAGUUCCUCACAAUGUACCCCAAGUAUCAGUCAUCAGAGAGGAUUGAUCAGUUAAGAUCAGACGAGUACUCGCAUCUGUCGGUGGUUCCUUCAAAGGUAUGCCUUGACUACUGUGGAUUUGGGCUGUUUUCAUUCCUGCAAACUGUUCAUUAUUGGGAAUCGUCUACGUUUAGUUUGUCUGAAAUUACUGCCAAUUUGAGCAACCAUGCUUUGUAUGGGGGAGCUGAGAGAGGUACGGUGGAACAUGAUAUCAAGAUCCGAAUAAUGGAUUAUUUGAACAUCCCCGAGAAUGAAUACGGCCUUGUUUUUACUGUCAGCCGUGGUUCGGCCUUCAAACUGCUUGCAGAAUCAUACCCUUUCCACACGAAUAAAAGGCUGUUAACCAUGUUUGAUCAUGAAAGUCAGUCAGUGAAUUGGAUGGCUCAGAGUGCUAGAGAGAAAGGUGCUAAGGUUCAGAGUGCUUGGUUUAAAUGGCCUACGCUUAAGCUCUGUUCGACUGAUCUGAGAAAGCAAAUUUCUAACAAGAAGAGGAGAAAGAAAGAUUCAGCCACAGGUUUAUUUGUUUUCCCUGUUCAGUCUAGAGUUACUGGUGCAAAGUACUCGUAUCAGUGGAUGGCCCUGGCUCAACAGAACAACUGGCACGUCUUGCUUGAUGCUGGAGCAUUGGGUCCGAAGGACAUGGAUUCUCUUGGAUUAUCUCUAUUCCGGCCUGAUUUUAUCAUCACUUCGUUCUACAGAGUGUUUGGGUAUGACCCAACUGGAUUUGGAUGCCUUCUUAUAAAGAAAUCUGUCAUGGGAAGCCUUCACAACCAAACUGGUCAUGCAGGUUCUGGUAUUGUGAAAAUCACUCCUGUAUUUCCGCUUUACUUGAGUGAUUCAAUGGAUAACUUCCCUGGAUUUGGUGAAGUUGAGGAAGCCAGUGGGAAUGGUGAAGGACAUUCUGAGACUCGUCCAGGAUCUCAGCUGCCUGCCUUUUCUGGUGCAUAUACUUCUGCUCAGGUAAGGGAUGUAUUCGAAAGUGAGAUGGAACAUGACAACAGUUCCGACAGGGAUGGGACGAGCACUGUGUUUGAAGAGACUGAAAGCAUUUCUGUUGGAGAUGUAAUGAAAAGUCCAGUCUUCAGUGAGGAUGAAUCAUCUGACAAUUCUCUCUGGAUUGAUUUGGGCCACAGCCCGGCAGAUUCAGAUAUUGCUGGUCAUUCAAACAAACUCAAGGUCUCAUCUCCAUUGCCACCUGCUUGGUUUUCUGGCCGGAAGAAUAACAAGUUGAUGUCUCCAAAAGCUUCAAAAUCAUCAACCAGCCCAAUCUAUGACAAGGAAUUGAACACGGGGCACUCUGAAGACCACCAGGUAUUAUCCUUUGAUGCUGCAGUUCGAUCUGUAUCUCAUGACGUGGAACAUGUGAAGGAGAAUCCCGAUGAAGGAAAGUUCACUCAGAGGAGGCAUGCUAUGGUUGAAUCUGAAACUCCAGAUCAUCAUAGCUUUUAUGAAAUUGAAGAAGAGCCUGUAAUCAGCCAAUCAUUCAGUUCUGUCAGAGGCUCCAAUCAAAACAAUCUGGCAUCUGUCUCAAAUCAACAUAACGGGCAGAAUGGUUCGGCCUCGGAGAUAUUCCUGGAGAAGGAGAGUGCAAUAAGAAGAGAGACAGAAGGAGAGUUCAGGUUAUUGGACAGACGGGAAAGAAGUAGAAUUGCUGGUGGCAGAUUGUUUGGAAUAGAAGAGAUCGAUCAGUCGGGAAGCAAGGGAAGGAGGGUAUCCUUUAGCACAGAAGACAAUCACGGAGGACAUAUUAGUCAAAGUCAAGAACCAGUAGAACUAUCUGCUACUAGUCUGGACGAUGAAGAUUAUGCGAGCAAUGACUAUGGUGAUGGGCAAGGUUCAGAGAGGGGCGACCCAGAGAUAAUUUGCAGACAUCUUGAUCACAUAAACAUGCUGGGUCUCAACAAGACCACUUCCCGACUUCGAUUCUUGAUUAACUGGCUUGUUACAUCUUUGCUGCAAUUAAGGCUGCCUGGUUCAGGUGAAAAGGAAGGUGCUCCAUUGGUUCAAAUCUAUGGCCCAAAAAUUAAGUAUGAAAGAGGUGCAGCAGUUGCCUUCAAUGUGAGAGGUAAAAACAACAGUUUGGUUAGUCCAGAACUUGUUCAAAAACUGGCUGAGUCGCGUGGUAUUUCUUUGGGGGUUGGCAUACUGAGUCAUAUACGGAUCCUUAAUAGCCGUAAACAGCAACGUGGAGCAGCUUUGAAUCUCAAUGAUACUGCCCUUUGCAAGCCAAUGGAAAGCGGCCAACAUGAUGGUAAAAGUGGCUUCAUCAGAGUUGAGGUUGUCACUGCAUCGCUUGGCUUUUUGACCAAUUUUGACGAUGUCUACAAGCUGUGGAAAUUCGUGGCUAAAUUUCUCAACCCAGAGUUUGUGAAAGAGGGUGUACUUCCAUCUGUUGCAGAAGAAGUUGAGGAAUGACAACAGUAGCUCAACUAAAUGCUUCUUUGCAACUCUCAUAUAACCAACCACAAGCAGAAGAUGCAGCGACGCAUUUCUUAUAGACAUCCUAAUGCUGGGGCAGACCAGAAGAAUCAAUAUGCCAUGGAAAAAAAGAGAUUCGGCGAAACGGUUUUGCUGGAUGCAUUCUUUUGCCCCUACUGCAUCUUUUGCUGUUCUAAUUUGUGCAUUCCUGUUUUUUAUUGUUUGGACUUUUGUCACUGGUUUUCUGGUAGAGCUGGUUUUAAUCAUUUGUAUCAUUUCAGAAUUCGAUAGUCCUCAGGUAAGAAAGAACAUAGCAUCCCAUAUCUACAAGAAAUGUGGAUCAAAAUGCUAUCUGCUGUGUAAAAAUUCAACUUAUAUGUUUGGUUUCUUGACACUACACUGUACUGUACUGUACAUUGAUCAUCUUGUGAGUCCUAUUUGGAUUUGUGGCUAUUAAUUCUUGGACACACCAUUAAAAAUA